Molecule: messenger RNA, 1299 nt
Organism: Brenthis ino (lesser marbled fritillary)
Lineage: Eukaryota; Metazoa; Arthropoda; Insecta; Lepidoptera; Nymphalidae
Source: the annotation of a GenBank genome assembly
AUGAUAGCUAAAACAUUUGCUUUUGUUUCAGAACGCUUGAAUGUGCUAUACGAGCGUAACUGGACUAGGCUGGUCCAUGAACAAUUACGCAAAUUCGAAUCGUCAAUAGUGGCUGCGGCGAGGCAGUCCGACGCGCAGCCUGCUGAGUCGAUAGAAACUAAAUGGACAUUCUCCGGAGCACUAAUCUACUGUAUUACAUUAAUCACUACUAUAGGUUAUGGCAAUGUUUCCCCGAGGACUGCAGCGGGCCGAGCGGCAACGGUAGCGUAUGCAGCGGCCGGUGUGCCAUUAACGCUGGCUUGCUUGGCAGGUCUAGGCGCAUCCUUGGCACGACUGGCUAGGCUAGCGUGGUUACGAGCGACUAAAAAUAAAGUGCCUAACACUUGGAGAAAAGAUGGAGAGCUCGAGAAUCACUUUCAACUUCAUGAACAGCAGAGAUUAUUGCCUCAACCAACGGAAAACAAUCAGUACACAUCAUUUCCGCCAAGGAUGCACAAGUCACCUGGCACUGUGAGAACCAGAGCAGGUGAUAAAGGACAGUACUCACAAGUCUUUGAAAAGGUACCAACCAGCCCUCGUGCGGCAACACUUGGUCGAAUCAAGCGUAGUGCCUUAGUUGAUGAACCACAUACUUCAUCAUCACUCCAAACUCAAACUCUAGAUCGGAAAAGGACUGCAAAUAGUAAAUGCCACGCAACAGUUCAUGGUCAGGGACGAGCGAGGACGAUACAGAGGCCUCGUGGGGCCGCUAUAGAACAACUAAUAGCUGAGGAGUGUGGGGAGAUAUACCUCAACAGAAGUCAGGAAGAAUUGGAUGAUUCUGAAGAUCCGGAUGAAGGAAUAUGUCCUCACGAUACUCCAUCAAGAGUGCCUUUGAUAUGGAACGAAGAGAAUCACAAAGUAAAGAGCACCGCUGUUACUAGCAGCACCACAAGUGUGCAGCACCAGAAUAGUCUUGAACAUUGCCACAUACCAGUAGGAAUCGUUUUAUUUUUGCUGCUUGCAUACAUCUGUAUUGGAGCAGCAAUUUUCUCCGCUUGGGAAAAUUGGAGUUUUCUAGAUGCAGCAUACUUUUGCUUUAUCGCAUUAGCCACUAUAGGUUUCGGUGAUUUUGUACCAACAAGUUUCUUAACAUUGAAGAGCACAGAAAGCUCGAAAAGUGAAUAUAUUCAAAUGAUAGCGUGUUGUGUUUACCUUGUGUUUGGACUUAUACUAAUUGCGAUGGCUUUCAGCCUUUUGCAAGAUGAAGUUGUCGCCAGAUGUACGCAGCUUGCCAACAAUUUAGGUCUGACAAGACAA